Diaporthe amygdali is the source of this 3561-nucleotide messenger RNA. RefSeq lists its product as uncharacterized. The coding region runs from base 1 to 3561 and encodes 1186 amino acids. Gene Ontology annotation, molecular function: phosphatidate phosphatase activity. The record is from RefSeq and is a predicted model, not a curated record. NCBI's taxonomy places the organism in Eukaryota, Fungi, Ascomycota, Sordariomycetes, Diaporthales, Diaporthaceae. The transcript is spliced from 5 exons.
AUGGAGGACUUCAAGGACUCCAGGGAGAGCCUGCGGCUUCAGGUCCCCUCUAGCCCCAAGAGUACCCGCUCGAGCGUCAGACAGAGCGUCAUCCAGUUCCGUGCCAACAAGAUCAGCUGGCUGAGCAGCCGGCUGGACGAGAAGGACUUCUCCAAGUCCGCCAACGCCGACGAUGACGACAAGUUCAGCCUCCGGCCCGAGAGCGGCGUGAUCCUCGCGGAUGAGCAGCCCAGGUUCAGAAAGCGCGAGACGUCCUCGAUCCUCGAGCUCUUCUACGACCUCUGGGUGGUCGCUACCCUCAACGUCUUCACGUCAGCGCACGAGAUCACCAGCCGGGCCGAGCUGGGCUCAUUCCUGCAGUACAUCUUCCUGCUGUGGACGACGUGGUUCCUGGUAGUUAUCUACGACGUCCGCUUCCUCGAGGACAGUGUCGUCGAGCGAGUCACCCGGGCGGUGCAGCUCGGGGUCCUGUUGGUUUUCGUCCAGGCCGCGCCGUUCUUCGACCCUUCGGACCAGACCCGUGGCGUCUUUGCCUCGCUGUCUCUCGUGCUGGCCUUCUCCAGACUGGUUCUGGCAGGCCAGUACGGGAUUGUGCUCUGGCAGACCCGAUAUUUCGGACAGGGCCGCGGUGGUCUCAUCGCAGUCCUCGCCAUCCAUGUCAUGGCUGCCAGCCUUUAUGCCAUCGUGUCUGCAGCGUUCUUUGUUCAUGAGAACAGCCCGGCUUACAUUGCCUGGAUGGUUGUGUCCACAUCUGAGAUUGUGGGCAACCUUGUCGUCGCAAUGAUGUCUCGCGUGGUCAGCUUUGAAAGCAGCCACCUGCCUGAGAGGUUGAGCCAGCUUACGCUCGUAGUACUGGGAGAGGGUGUAAUCAAUCUUGCUCGUGACCUGACCAACAUCGAGCGGAACUCCCAGAACAGCUGGAUGUCUUGGAGCCCCCAGAUGCUGCUCAUCUUUGUCUCCGGAAUAGCGAUGGUCUACCUGAUUUUCCAAAUCUACUUCGAUUGGAUGCACCCCAACAGAAUGACAUCCUGGCCCCAGACCGCCUGGGCUCUUCUCCACCUACCCUUCCACUUUGCCCUACUUCUGGUCAUGGAGGCCAUGAACCAGUUCAUCAUUUGGUGGAGGCUUCUGGAGCUUAUAACCCAGUCUUCGGCCGAUAUCUUCAACGUGCUGUCUACCCUGCCCGCGGUCCCAACAAGCCUAGAGGUUGCAUCCAAGCUGAAUGAGACUGUUACGAGAGUCUUUGACACUUACCCUGCGCAGGAAGACAGGACACUGGUGAUGCAAGGCGUCAUGGACACCUUGCAGAAUGUGUCAAGACUUCCUGAAGAGCUCUGGGAGGAGCUGUCCAACAAAACCAGCUACGUCAACGAGUCGUUUGUGUCUAGUGGAGCGAUGACAAGUUCACUCCGCGAGUUCCAGGAUGACUUGGUGGAGCUCUUCUCGACGACCAUAGACACCAUCUUCAGCAACUUCGAGCUCGACCCGUUCGAGGGUCCAUCAACCAAUUCGACGGAUGUCUUUGGCAUACAGAGGGAGGCGUUUGAGGCGACGACACGCAUGUUCAACCUCGUCUUUGUCUAUGCCUUCCUAGCGGCCGGCACGCUGGUGAUCCUUCUGGUACUCCUGCACGCGGCCUCGAAGAGAGAGGGCUGGACACCAUUCAACAUCCUGCGGUCUGGGUUCAUCGGCGUGCUCGGCCUGGCGCUCAUGUUCGUCACGCUGCUGUCCACCAACGCCACAAGCCUGCACAGCUUCUUUGACACGCCGUGGCCGCUGCCGAUGAUGACCUUUACCUUUGUGAUUGUGCUGUUUCUCACACACGUGCCUCACCCGAGGACCUUCCUGGGUUACGCAGCCCCAGUUGAAGAUCCACCAGCGGAGGAACCCUCUGUAGACUCAACACCAUCAUUCAAAGCAGUUGAAGGCCUUACGACCACUGGGUGCCACACCAUCAACGCCAUUCUCUCUCUCAACGCUUGGUCUUUGCUACCGCCCUCAGUCAUCCUCGCAAACAACAUGGCAUUCUCACGGAGUUCCAUCCUCGGGGCAAUGCUCGCGUGCGCGCAAUUGGCAGCAGCAGCACCCAACCCUGUGGCUGCCGCCCAUCCCAUGAUCACUCCUCCCCCGUCUCUCGACCGUCGAGCUCUUGAGCGUCUGGAAGGCCGUGAUCUCGAUUUUGGCGGCUACCUCAACUCCGUCUUCUCGUCCCUCGGCUCCGGUGUCUCCAGCUUCGUCGCUUCUGGCGUCCCGCAGUUCUUCAAUGACCUGCCAACUGGCACGGCUGUCGAGUCCAGCCUGGGCAUCUCAUCGAGCGACCUUGAUGCCUCGCCGACACAGGCACUUAACGUGCCGCCGUACGCCAACUGGACGGAUCAGGGGUGGAACCUGAGGAUACACGGGAACAUCUACAAACAGCCAAAUAUCUCGCAGGACAAGCUCAACGACCUGGCAAACGUGUUCCUCAUUGACACUGACAUUACGGACCUGCCCGAGGACCAGCAGAAUCAGGCGCGGAACCUGACAAGCGAGAUCUUCGUCGUGCAGCAGGACAACGAGCAGGUCAUCAUCGAUAUCAUCAAUGAUGCGACUGUUGACCCCAACACGGACAGCGGUGCGAUCAGCGCAGCGGGUGGAACACAGAACAUUACCAUGCCGUUCAACACGACCGAGCAGGGAGAUUUCGACAGUUUCAUCGUCCUGCAGAACACCACGGGGCCAAACGGCGGCCACCUGCUGCCAGGUAACGAGACGGACCGGCUGCAGGUGCUGGAUCUUUGGGUCCGGGGCGCAGAGACGACAGGCAAUGCUACUGCUUAUCUGGUCCCGCCGACGGGUAUUACUAUCAUUUCGGACAUUGACGACAUUCUUCGAGUCACAAAGAUCUACGACCCGAAGGAGGGCCUCCUCAACUCGUUCGCCCGUCCCUUCACGCCGUGGGAGAACAUGCCAGAGAUCUAUGCCAACUGGUCCAAGUCCAUCCAGAACCUGCACUUCCACUACCUCACGACGACGCCGGAGCAGGUCACCAAGAACUAUAUGGAUUUUAUCUACAAGACCUACCCACUGGGCUCCUUCGAUACCCGGCCGCUCAACUUCAGCGAUGUGUCGGCAACGCUGUCGAUCCGCAAGUUCCUGCUUCAAAAGAUCUUCCAGACCUUCCCGCAGCGCAAGUUCAUCCUCGUGGGCGACACAUCGAACUCGGAUAUCAUGUCUGAUUAUCCAGAGCUGGUCAAGGACUUCCCCAACCAGGUGCAGUGCAUCUUCCUCCGCAACACGAGCUCCACAGACAGCAGCGACCUCUUCCCGUACAACACGAAGGGCUUCAACGGCAUCCCCCAGAACCAGUACAUGUUCUUCCACAAUCCGAAUGACUUGACAAACCUGGACAUCGUCAACGGGAACUGCUUCAACUCGAGCAUAGUGCAAAACGUGACGUUCCAGCUGCAGGGACCCUACGGCCUUGGCAGUGCGGCGGGUGCGCUGGCGCCUCCGAGCUGGUGGAAGAGCGUCAGCUGGGGUCUGGGCCUGACGCUACUGGUGGCGGCAAUGUCUACUUAG